UGUGUUAUUAAGCAGUCACUCAACAUACAUUUUAUAAAGCUCUGGACAAGUUCCUGAAAACUUAAGCAUUCCUUUUCAGGCAGCAAAGUGACAGGAACCCAAACAGAAUGAGCUUCGAUCCACAGGGAGGCAGAGCAUUUGGGCUUCUCAAAGCACAACAAGAGGAAGGACUAGAUUCAAUCAACCAGGAAUUUCUUGCUGAUCCAAAAUAUCGCGAUGAAGAAGACCUGGAUUCAAAAUUGGAAGCUUUUAAAAAAAAAUACAUGGAAUUUGACCGGAAUGAUCGAGGAGACAUAGAUAUGAUGGGUCUAAAACGCAUGCUGGAGAAACUGGGUGUGGCCAAGACUCACCUGGAGCUGAAGAAGAUGAUGUCAGAAGUGACGGGUGGAGCCACUGAGACUAUCAGCUACAAGGACUUCAUCAGAAUGAUGCUGGGCAAAAGGAAUGGCAUUCUCAAACUAAUCUUGAUGUAUGAAGGCAUGGCAAAGGACGACGGAGAGAAGCCGAGUGGACCGCCACCCAAGAAGAUGAUCGCUGACCUGCCCUGACCCCAUCCCAGCAUACAACCGGGGGGGGGGGGGGAGUUAAACAGUGUCAGAUCUCAAUGAUGCCUUUCUGAAGCCAGUUUCUUUUCACUGUUUCUAUUAUGUUCAGACAGGGAUGUUGAAGAACGACUUCAUCCACUUCUGAAACAUCACGGUUAUCUUAACUGACGUGUUCGUAUUGUUGCUUAUAUUCACUGUGUCUAAUUUCCAGUUUCAGUAUUUUUAAGCACCCCUGCACCCUCAAAAAGGCUGUCAAUCAUACCCUUUCUCUCUCUCUCUAUGUUCAGCAUGACACUGGAGUGUGACCAUGAACCUGUCCCCUCUAACAUUCUGCCCCCAGUGGAUGUAAGAGGUACCGCAUUUUUUCAGUGUGGUAUUUCUAACUGAUGCAGGUCUUACAUCAGCUAAGGGGAAGUGUUGCAGGGGGACAGGUUAAUGGUUACACACCUGAUGUACCCGCUGAACUUAAGAUUCGAUUUAUUUUUCUGAGGCCACAGGGUUGUUUUAAACUUCUGAGAUUUAAAACGUUGCCAGGAUGCGACGACUGAUGCAGAAAAUUAAAGCGAUUUCUAAACAAGAAAAAUACAUCAGUUAACGUGCUAUUUCAGAUCCAUAGAAAGUGGCUUUUUAAUACUGGCAGAUUAAUCUGUAGAGAAAGCAAGCGUGACAAAACAAAAAACAAACAAAUAAUGCCUGCUAAGCUUACUAACGUAUCCCAUUGUAAAAGCACAGCAAAGUCUAGUAAAACAGAGAAAGAAGCCAUGGCAAAGCUAAUUAACCCUCCCUUUAGAGUUUAAAAAUGACUGUGAAGAUAGAUGCUAGAGGAAACAUGGUAAAAUCAUAGAGAGAAUGGUGUGUCUUUACAUGUGCGCUCAAUAAAUAAAGAAUUGAACUGUUUAAUGUGCUUCUCUAUGUUGUAACAGUCUUGCUAGCUUUGAUUCUUCAUGCUACAACGUCCUCUGGUGGUAUCCUCCUAUGCUGCACCCGAUCUGAUCAACUGCUUUAAUGGACUUCGGAUGUAAUAGCCGCUAGGGGGAGCUAAAAAGCGACGUUGAAGUAAUAGUAACAUUUGAGUAACACAGUUAGGUUUAGGGGUUGAGAUUGGGUUUAGGGGUAGAGAUUAGUGCAGGGGGUAGAUUUAGGGGCUAGUAUGCUAAUAGGUACCUAUUGGCUAUUUCCUAUGGGAUGAUUUUUGUUUGAUAAUGUCCCAUUGAAUCAAUUGAUCUCCAUCAGAUCGGCAGGAUUUUUUAUUUUUUAUUUUUUUUAGCGAUUAAGCACAUAGCUAAAAUCUGGUAUAUACUACUCUACAGUGCACAAUGCAUUUGCUUGCAAUUUAUUAAAUUUAUUUUCUGUAUGCUACUGUGGUCUAGAUAAUCCCGUGUUGUCCAAUCCAAAUUUAACGCGUUUUUAAAAAAUCCAAGCAUAACAUUGGACACCCUGCAACAUACACAAAUUGCAGUCGGCGAAGUACUGAAUACAUUGAUUAAAUUAUGCAAUGAUAUGCCGCAUGGGCAGGGUUAACAGCAUAUGCAAUCAAGACCCGCCCAUCGUUUCGCGCUGAU
This is a messenger RNA of Polyodon spathula (Mississippi paddlefish), 2107 nucleotides long. RefSeq names its product allograft inflammatory factor 1-like. The coding region runs from base 108 to 548 and encodes 146 amino acids. The transcript is spliced from 6 exons. Gene Ontology annotation, cellular component: ruffle membrane; actin filament. The record is from RefSeq and is a predicted model, not a curated record. Gene Ontology annotation, molecular function: actin filament binding; calcium ion binding. Gene Ontology annotation, biological process: ruffle assembly; actin filament bundle assembly. Lineage: Eukaryota; Metazoa; Chordata; Actinopteri; Acipenseriformes; Polyodontidae.